UCCCUUUAAAUCUGCUCCCGGGACCACCUAGAGUCGCUCCGCUUUUCUGUCGGUUGGCAAUAAGUCGCCGAGGGUCACUGUUCGCGUCAGCGCGCCGCGAUCAGUCUCGCCGUUCCGCUUUCCUGCCCGAUCUUCCGCUUUUUCUCAGUUUUUCUCGUUCUCCAGCCAUGCAUCUGCUGUGUUUCUUUGUCCUGCUGCUCUGGAUCGGUCCGGCGCGCGGUUAUUUCCCGGAGGAGCGCUGGAGCCCGGAGUCCGCGUUGCUCGCGCCGCGGGUGCUGCUCGCGCUGGUCUGCCGCAACUCGGCGCACUCUCUGCCGCACGUCCUCGGAUCCAUCGACCGCCUCAACUUCCCCAAAGACCGCAUGGCUGUAUGGGUGGCCACAGAUCAUAAUUCAGACAACACCACAGCGAUCCUGCGCGAAUGGCUCGUAAACGUCCAGAACUUCUAUCAUUAUGUGGAGUGGAGACCUCAGGAGGAGCCCAGCGUCUAUGAGGACGAGAGCGGCCCGAAGCACUGGACGAACCUGCGAUACGAGCACCUGAUGAAGCUGCGUCAGGCGGCCCUCGACACGGCGCGGGAGAUGUGGGCCGACUACUUUCUGAUGGUGGACUGUGAUAACCUGCUGACUAACCGGGAUGUUUUAUGGAAGCUGAUGCAGGAGAAUAAGACGAUCGCGGCGCCGAUGCUGGAGUCCAGAGCGGCGUACUCAAACUUCUGGUGCGGCAUGACGUCUCAGGGUUAUUAUAAGCGGACGCCGGCCUACAUGCCGAUCCGCAGGCAGGAGCGCCAGGGCUGCUUCGCCGUGCCCAUGGUUCACUCCACCUUCCUGCUGGACCUGAGGAAGGAGGCGUCCCGCGAGCUGGCCUUCUUCCCGCCGCAUCCCGACUACAGCUGGGCCUUCGACGACAUCAUCAUCUUCGCCUUCUCCGCGCGCAUGGCAGAGGUUCAGAUGUACAUCUGCAACAGAGAGACUUAUGGGUAUUUCCCCGUGCCCCUGCGCUCCCAUAAUACCCUGCAGGACGAGGCGGACAGUUUCCUGCACUCGCUGCUGGAGGUUAUGGUGCGCAAUCCUCCAUCAGAGCCAUCUCUGUAUCUCUCUCUUCCUCCGAAACAGCCGGAUAAAAUGGGCUUCGAUGAGGUGUUUAUGAUAAACCUGCUGAAGCGUUCGGACCGCAGAGAGCGCAUGCUGAGGACUCUGUACGAACAAGAGAUCGCGUGCAAGAUCACCGCAGCUGUAGAUGGCAAGUACGUCUCAAACACACACAAACGCCGUCUCUCACCUGUUACGCUCGCACACAGACCGUCUGACACGAGUGUGUUUGUGUGUGUGUGUUCGCACUCCAACAUCUGGAGAGAGAUUGUGGAUCGAGGGCUGAAGGCGUCUCUGGUGAUCGAGGACGACCUGCGCUUUGAGGUUUUCUUUAAGCGGCGCCUGCAGAAUCUGAUGCAUGAGAUCGAGUCUCAGCGGCUGGACUGGGACUUGAUAUAUAUCGGCCGCAAGCGCAUGCAGGUGGACCGGCCGGAGAAAUCUGUGCCCAGAAUACACAACCUGGUGGAGGCGGAUUACUCGUACUGGACGCUGGGAUACACCAUCUCGCUGCGCGGCGCUCAGAAGCUGCUGCGGGCCGAACCGCUCCGAAACAUGCUGCCGGUGGACGAGUUUCUGCCCGUCAUGUACAACAAACACCCCAUCGAGGACUACAUGUCUCACUUCGAGCGGCGGGACCUGCGAGCGUUUUCGGCCGAGCCACUGCUGGUUUACCCCACGCACUACACGGGCGACGUGGGCUACAUCAGCGACACGGAGACCUCCAGCGUCUGGGACAACGAGACGGUCCGCACCGACUGGGACCGAGCGCGAUCACGCAAGAGCCGCGAGCAGGAGGAGCUGAGCAGCGAGGCGCAGAACUCAGACGUGCUGCAGUCUCCGCUGGACAGCACGGCCCGCGACGAGCUCUGAAGCACUCGGAGAAACUGCACAGACACGCCAUCGAGGAGAAGUGCGGCGUUUCAUCAGCCAUCAGCCAUCAGAUUCACUUUACCAUGUACUUCAGAUGAGAUGAACACCUCUGAUGUUCCUGAAAUGCUUGACUGGAUGCAGGAACAGUAAAUAUGACGCUAGUUACAGUUCAGGUCAAAGGUUUACAUCCCCUUGCAGAAUCUGCAAAAUGUUAAUUAUUUCACCAAAAUAAGAGAGAUCAUACAAAAUGC
Molecule: messenger RNA, 2212 nt
Organism: Sinocyclocheilus rhinocerous
Lineage: Eukaryota; Metazoa; Chordata; Actinopteri; Cypriniformes; Cyprinidae
Product: procollagen galactosyltransferase 1-like
Exons: 12
Coding region: 168-1961 (597 amino acids)
Molecular function (GO): procollagen galactosyltransferase activity
Source: RefSeq, a predicted model, not a curated record